This is a messenger RNA of Dreissena polymorpha, 3865 nucleotides long. RefSeq names its product protein FAM162A-like. Lineage: Eukaryota; Metazoa; Mollusca; Bivalvia; Myida; Dreissenidae. The transcript is spliced from 6 exons. Bases 137 to 700 code for a protein of 187 amino acids. The record is from RefSeq and is a predicted model, not a curated record.
CAAUUAUAAGAUUCUUCUUUCGUUUUCAAAACAGGAAAUCAUUCAUUUGAUAAUCCCUUGUUUUUAUCCUUAGUAACCUUCAAAAUUGCAGAAAACAACUGUUACAACUUAAAUGAGUUUAAAAGUAAAUUGAAGUAUGUCACUGCACGGCACUUGUGUAUUUAGGGUUUUAAGAUGUACUCGGUCAGAUAUAUAUAAUCGACUAAAACUGUUACAUCGAUUUUCUACAUCAACAUGUUAUGGUACGGCUAAAAAAGAGGACAUAAAUCUUGAUGACAAUCCAUCAUCAAAGUCUGUACAGGGACCUGUGGAAGAGGUUGCAGACAUAAAAAUAAGCCAAGAUGUUGCCUUUACUGAGUCCUUACAACCAGUGCGACGUCCAACAAACUUAGACAAGAUCUGUCUCCUUUGGGCAGGGAAAUACAAAACAAGAGAUGACAUACCCGAGUUUGUCAAAAUGAAUCUGAUUGCAUCCGCUCAGAAUUACAUGAGGGUCGUUGUGAUGAUCUGGUUGAUUGUAACCUUCACCGUAGGAUUUUACACAAUAGGCAGAUUUGGACAGAGGAAACUAAAUCUUUUGUAUGACGAUGUUGCAACAAAGCAAAAUCAGAUAUGGGUGCGUAAAAACAAGAUAGCCGAUGAUGAGUAUGCUCUUAAGAAACAGAAAGAACGGGAAGAGAAAGAGAGGCACAGCAGUUAGUGAAAACUGAGGCUUCUAAGUCCUUGUAGUUACCUGAAUUGUUACCUUUGUGGUUAACUGCAUUGUGCAUGGAUGCAGCUGUGAAAUCUGUGUUGGUUAAAUGUUGUUCUAUAUUUAUCUUGUGUUAAAUGGAUGCAUUUUAUACAAAAAAUUUGAUUUGGUACAGUUCGGAUUUAGCACUUUUACAUCGGCAAUCUUAAAAUUGCAGUCAUUUACUAUUAUUUUCAUCAUAUUAGAUUUUUAUGGAAAACUUCAUGAUCCAAUACUUAAAAAAAGAUCACAUGAUCAAGCCUUUUCCUUGCCUUUUUGGGAAAAAAUCAAAUACAUGUAGCAGAAUUGAAAAAAUUUUUGUGUGAAAAGUCCAUUGAUUUGGGGAAAAUACAUUUUAUAAAAAAAAAAUAUUUUAUUUAUUAAUUCAAACUAGAAGAAUAAGAUCAUAUAAGUUAUAAAGUAUAGUUAUAUUAUUUGUUAAUGUUAAUGAAUUAGACAUUUCUUUUUUAGAUUCUUUUGGGGGGGGGAAAUAUUGGAAAAUUUUCACCAUUUUGCUCUGGAAAUGCUUCCGUUUAACUGACUUGUAGAAACGCCAGGAAAAGGUCUGUACAUUAUUAUUGUUGACAAGAUAAUUUGUAUUAUAAUUAAAACACACACAUACAGAUUUUGCGAGCUUGUUUUUUGUAGGCAAAAUAUUUGCUGUCUUUCUUGAUAAUAAAAACAGUUUUUAAUGUAUCACUUUUAAGUGGCAUCUUACAUGUACAUGUGUAUAACAUAUUGUUUCAUGGUUACAGUAUCCUAACAUGGUGCUGAUUCAUAUUGCGACCAUUCCCCGUUUACAAUUUCAAAUAGUGCGUACUGAUUAAGAAAUCACAGUUAAUAAACAAAGUUGGUUGCAAAGUUUAAGUAGUUUAAUAAAUGUUUGUGUUGUAUUGCUCUGAGGAUUAUUAUGUUGCAGUGUUUGUCUAAAAAAAUAAGCCACCUUUAACCCUUAAAGAACCCACUCAGAAGCAAAGUGAAAAAUGGCUAUAUUCAAACAGCAUUAAACCAGAACAGCCUGGGAGAAAAUCACAGUCUGUUCAGGUUUUAUGCUGUUUGCUGCUAAUCGGUAUCUAAGGGUUGGAAAUGAAGCCUUUAAAAUUUGAAUAUAGUAAAAAAAGGUUUUUAAUACCAUUUACCAUUUAACUUUCUAAGGGACUACACAUACGUCAAAAUACGUUUCUGAGUGGUUGAGGGUUAAAGGCAUUCAUAGGAAGUUGGUCAUGUCAGCAUUGUUACACUAUUAUUUGAUUAUGUAUAGCUAAAAGAAAGUACUAUAUACUCAUGAACUUAUUUGGUUCUGGGCUCGAAACUUGACUGGGCUUAAGUUCUAAAGAAGUUUGCAUGACUGAGUAAUCAACCAUUAAAAGUUGGUAUGUCUCCCUCUAUGAUGGUCAAAAUUGACAUUUGACCUAUAAUAGUGACCUUGAAGUUCAAGGUAGAGAAAUUCUGCCUGCAAAUAGUUCACAUUUGUGUUAAAUAUUAUAUUAUAAUAUAUAUAAUUGCAUAAUGAAUAGUUAAGUUAAAGUCUGGACCAAAUGUUUUAUGGCUAAUUUUACUUUUUACCUUGACUUUUGAACUAUUGAUUUGUUAACCCUUACAAUGCGGGAACCGAAUUUUGAAGGCCUUUGCAAACAGUUUGGAUCCAGAUGAGACGCCACAGAACAGGGCGUCUCAUAAGGAUCCAAACUGUUUGCUAUUCUGAUAGUAUUCUUUGAAAAAAAUCGAAGAAAAUGCGAAUUUUAGAAAUUCAGCAGACGACAUUUUAGCAGACGACAAAUUUCCCAGCAUGCAAAGGGUUAAUUGGUGACAUGAUGUCACAACAUAAUGAACAUAAGUUGAAAACUAUUUAAAAAUGGCUUGAUGAAUGAUGAAGUUACAGUCUGGACUAGCUGUGUUAUGACUUAAUUUAAACUUCAACCUCAAAGUGUGGCCAUUACAAUUGAUGUAUAUUUAAGAGACUUGUUAUGUUCUCAUGAUUAACAUUGUGGUGAGUUGUGUGUUGUUGUUUUUUUAAUUGCAAUAUGAGUUGUGAAAUGACAGUCCAGACUAGAAUUUUAUGGCUUAAUUCCACUUUUGACCUUUAAAUGUGAACUUUGAGUUAGGAAGACGUAUUGCAUGGGGCACGCCACUUCCUCAGACUGGUAAUUUGUGGAAAGUUUUGUUGAAAUUGCUUGAUGAAUGAAAUGUUUACAAUAUUGAUCAGAUGACCUUUGACCUCCGAGUGUGACCUUGAGCCUGGUUUUGUAUGCAACAUGCAGUCUCCUUUUGAUGGUAAUUUGAAAAUUGCAUAAUUUAUGACAUAUUUACAGUUAAAAACAAGAGAUGUGUUUGUCAGAAACACAAUGCCCCCAAAUGCGCUGCUUUAAUUUUAUUUUUUUACAUUUGACCUUAAAGGAUGAAUUUGACCUUGACCUUUCACCACUCAAAAUGUGCAGCUCCAUGAGAUACACGUGCAUGCCAAAUAUCAAGUUGCUAUUAUCAAUAUUGCAAAAGUUAUGACCAAGGUUAAAGUUUUGGGACACAUACAAUGAAUGACUGACUGACUGACACAGUGACAGACAGACACACAGACAGGCCAAAAACAAUAUACCCCUGACCUUUUGAUCAUCUUUGCCCAAAUGUAACCUUUUACUUUGACCUUUGAUAAAUGGAGACGGGUUUUAAAACAUCACACUUUGUUUUAUGAAAGAUAACAAAGUUACAGACCAGCUUGGACCCAUGCCCAUAUACACUUGACCAUGGUGACUGCUAUAUCAAGCUGGACAAAAAUGUUGAUGUGUGACAAAAGCUUUGACACAACAUGCUUAUUUGAUGAAAGCUCAACAGGCUUAUUUCAUGAAAGCUUAAUAUUUAAUGAAUAAGGAUAUAUAUUUUCCACUCUGUGUAUGUAUUAUUUUACACCAUAUGAACACAUUGUAAACAAACAUAUAAUAGUGUGUAGAGAGAAUGUUGUUGAACAUUUGGUGCAUAUAUGUGUACAUGUUUAUACAUAAUGGUGUUUUGACUGCUAGUUGUGAGGUUUCCUAACGUAGGGUUUCAUGAAAAGUUAGUGCAUUUUGUAAAUUGUGUUGUCAUGGAUUGAAAUGUGUAUACUAAAAGUUGUUAAUUUAAGGAUCCAUUUUGUUGCCAUUA